UGGGCUGCUACUAAUGAUGGAAGACUUCAUCAUAUCAUGAUCAAUCUGUUGUGGCUCAACUAGAUAUGGACCUUGCUGUAAGUUUCUAGGAUAACAAGCUUCAUCACCCAUCAGGCCCAACUAGAUUAAAUUGAAGCUGUAGGUGAUGGGUUAAAUUCGAAAGGGUUAUAAAUGUUGGUAGAGAGGUCCGCAUAAAAAAAUUUCCCAUCUCAACAAAAAAAUUGUUUCUGCAAUUGGAAGAUGCUGAAGUCUUAUCACUUGAAGAUGAGGUGAGCCUAAGCCUUCGGAUUUCUCAUGCUCUUUCGGCCCUUCACUCGGAUAUUUGUGGAUAACAGCCCUUUAUCAGUUGCUCUCUUCCCCUUUCAUUUUGUUCUUAUUAUGCUUUUCCUUGUGUAAAAAAAAUCUAAAUAUCUAACACAAAUAUCAAACAGCCCAGCACUAUUUGCACCCACCUCUCUCUCCUUUUCUCAAAAUGUGCCAUAAACAUCAAUUCCCUUGUUUUGCAUUGCCAGCCACAUGACUGCAUUAGAAUGGUAAAACACCAGAUAAUUAUCUUGUGAUACUUAGAAUCUUUUGCUUUGUAUGCACAUUGUUUGUGACCAUUUAAGAGGGUUUUUGAAAUCAUUGUGAAAAACAUCAAAAACUUACGGUUUUUAAUGCUUUGGGGUGAUAUUAUUUUGUAGGUUCAACAUAUGAUAGAGAGAUGCCUGGUGUUUCACAUGAGCAGAGAUGACUGUGUUAAAGCACUUGCUAAGCAUGCCAAGAUUGAACCAAUCAUCACCCUAACAGUUUGGAAAGAGUUGCUUAAAGAGAACGAGGCCUUCUUUCAAGCCUAUUUCCAGGCUAUAUCUGCAAGGCAGUUCAGCUGUAAGGGCAACAAAACUUUGCAUGCUGAUGAUCAGUUUGGGAAAACCAAAGUGAUUUUGAAAAAUUCAAAAACUAAUGGAUUCUGCAAGAUAUUAUACCCUUCUUAUAAAGGUAAUGAAUUCCCAAUUAAGUUUUCCAUUUUACUUUGGCUUAAACUUAAGUGAGAGGCUGUUUCUCUUAUUGAUGUAUUUUUAUAUUCUAUCCAGAUAUUUCCACUCAAAGGAUGGCUACUUUCAGGAGAAGAAAGCUUUGGCAUUGAUUCAAAGUGCAAAAAGAUCAUCAAAAGCCCCAUGAAUGAACUUCUUCCUAGUCAUAAAUUUAAUAAAGUGAUCAGAAACUUCAGAGACAUCUGCUGCAGCCUUCAGAAUGCAACAUAUGAGUAUAAUUUACUGGUUUCUUUCUGCUUUUAGGCCCUGAUAAAGAUUGUAAGUCCUUGCUAUUGCAAAACACUUAAUUCCCUUCUUAAUGAAUUUCGACUUAGAUGCAUCCUAUCGCCUUUAUGAUCAGGCAGAUUGGGAAGAUGUAGCAGAAGACUUUUAUGUUGUAGUUCAAGGCUAGCUUAUUGUGGCUAUCGAGUAUUGUGUAAAGAGUUGCAUACAUGAGUGAACUGGUUACAAUAAAAGCCAUAACUUCAAGCAUAGUUCUUAAAAAAGGUGGCAUGAAACUACUGUAUUGUUGUAAUACGAAUCAGCUUCGUAUCAUGUUUUACUGAAAUUAAGCAAAAUCUGCACCAAGAGCAGAUUCUUUUACUUCUAUUGAAAACCUGCUCUUGAAUGGUAGGCUACUACUGCAAACCAAGUACUGAAAUUAUUGCUCGAUAAACUUCAAUAUGCUUUCGUCUCUGGUUUUUCCUAGGCAACCAAACGUAAUAGUAGCGUAAAAGUUGGAAAUUCUGGCAUGAAAACAUUAUCACCACAUAAAUUCAGCAAAAUCUGGAAUCCAAGUAAACUGCAUUGGCCUCUGCAGUCAGGAUUAUACCACCGCUUUGAGAUGUAUUGGCAACCUCAGCAAG
Messenger RNA from Durio zibethinus, 1879 nucleotides. Lineage: Eukaryota; Viridiplantae; Streptophyta; Magnoliopsida; Malvales; Malvaceae. The record is from RefSeq and is a predicted model, not a curated record.